AUGCUGAUGCUGAUGCUGAUGCUGAUGCUGAUGCUGAUGCUGAUGCUGAUGCUGAUGCUGAUGCUGAUGCUGAUGCUGAUGCUGAUGCUGAUGCUGAUGCUGAUGCUGAUGCUGAUGCUGAUGCUGAUGCUGAUGCUGAUGCUGAUGCUGAUGCUGAUGCUGAUGCUGAUGCUGAUGCUGAUGCUGAUGCUCUACUCGCUCGAUAUCAUCCGCACCCCACCCCCGAUGAAGCAGGGGCUGCAAGAGUUUCUUUCAUCGGCUCCUCAAAUCAAGGCUAUCUUUAUUGGAACACGGACAACCGAUCCAUUUUCGGCCGACAUCAUGCCAAUCCAGCCCACGGACGAUGACUGGCCCAGGGUUAUGAGGGCACAUCCGAUCCUGAACUGGGAAUACGGCGAUAUCUGGGAUUUUUUGAAAAUCGCCAACGUUCCGUACUGCUCGCUGUAUGAUCAAGGAUAUACCUCCCUUGGUGGCACCACUGACACCAUCCCAAACCCCUGCCUUGCCAACCCGCUCCGGAGCUCCGGUUACGACGAGGCAUUCCGACUCAAGGACUACUCCAAGGAGCGCGAUGGGCGGGUCAAGCGAAAGACAUAAUAGAUUGCGGCGACAUUCAUCCCGCCUUUCCCACGUGCAUUUUAUGGACAACUGAACUAUGCCCGCCGCUGGGGCAGACGCUGAUUGCCACAACUGAAAUCGAGCCUAAGAGCGGAAUUGCGCAUGGGAUGCCGGACUAUGUAUGAUACGAUGAAUGGGACGAUCGGCCCUUGCGUGUUGAUUUGAUUUGAUUUGGUUUGGUUUGGUUUGAACUGAUCUGAAUGCUGCCUGGUACGGUUUGCCUCGCUUGCGAUGCACGAGCUGGGUGGAAUUGAAAUGCAUCGCGGAAGGCCGCGACACGCAGGAAUCCAAGUGGAUACACAGGCGACGGCCUUAUUGGAUGUAUGCAUCCGAUGGGAUGUUGCUCUGGUGGAGAUGAAGACAAGGAUGAGGAUAGAUGGCGCCAGCAACAAGAAGAGAAAGAGGUGCG
This is a messenger RNA of Polychytrium aggregatum, 1027 nucleotides long. Its product is annotated as Phosphoadenosine phosphosulfate reductase family-domain-containing protein. The transcript has 4 exons. Gene Ontology annotation, biological process: FAD biosynthetic process. NCBI's taxonomy places the organism in Eukaryota, Fungi, Chytridiomycota, Chytridiomycetes, Polychytriales. The coding region runs from base 1 to 597 and encodes 198 amino acids. Gene Ontology annotation, molecular function: FMN adenylyltransferase activity. The record is from RefSeq and is a predicted model, not a curated record.